GUGGCAGUAACAUUUUGCUGGUGGAAUGCACAUCAUCAAAGAUGGAGGCUGCCGUGUUUAUUCUGUCACUGAUCGACUGUUGUGCUCUGAUUUUCCUUGCAGUGUAUUUUAUAAUCACCUUGUCUGACUUAGAAUGUGACUACAUUAAUGCCAGGGCCUGCUGCUCCAAACUCAACAAGUGGGUUAUUCCAGAGAUGGUGGGCCAGUGUCUCUCCACGCUGUUGAUGUUUAUUUCCACGCACUGGUUUAUCUUCCUCCUCAACCUCCCUGUUGCAGCCUGGGACAUUUACAGGUACGCAAAGGUACCGAUGGGCAACAUGGGAGUGUUUGACCCCACUGAGAUUCACAACCGAGGUCAACUCAAGUCCCACAUGAAGGAAGCCAUGAUCAAACUGGGCUACCACCUGCUCUGCUUCUUCAUUUAUUUGUACAGCAUGAUCCUGGCUCUGAUCAAUGACUGAAAUGACAAGUCAGUCACAGUUCCUGGAUUAGUCCUGGAUCUCAGUCCUGGAUUACAGUCCUGGAUCAACUGGCAAUACUGGAUGGAUGUCACCCAGAGAACCUGAAACAUUCUUUGUGCACUGAUCAGUUUUAUUUGGACCACAAUCAAAUGUUGUGUUUAUGACUACUUGAAAUACGCCAAACAUUACAACUUUCAUUACACGCCCCUACUAGAUUAGACCCUGUCCACACGGGAAAAUAUGUAAUGUCUACGCCACACCAUAAAUAACUGUAGGAGAAGAAGGAAGGUGAGUUUCUUCCACACAGCCCUUGAAACCGCGACGCACAAACAAUCACAACAAGAUGGCCACUUGAAUCCCCUACACAAACACAACAAGAUGGCCACUUGAAUCUGCUACACACACAAAAACCACAAGAUAGCCACUUGAAUCUGCUACACACAAAAACCACAAGAUAGCCACUUGAAUCUGCAACACUCAAACAAAACAAAAUGGCCACUUAAAUCCGCUACACACAAACAGAACAGGAUGGCCACUUGAUUCCGCUACACACAAACAAACAGAACAUGAUGGCCACUUGAAAGUUAAGUCUGAUGUGCGGACUGAUGAGCAAGUUAAGCCUUCUGCCGGAUGAGAAGAACUAUCACAUUUGGACUGGGAUGGAACUGUUCAUAUUUCAGUCUAUGUGGUACCGUCAAUUCAUAUUGGUACUCUACGCUACCAAUUGUCAGUAUUUUUGUGUGUUCUUCAGGUAAUUAAUAUUUAAUUCAGAAUGGAAAUUAUUUAGCGUUCCCACCUAAAACCUCAAAGCUUCCUCGCAUGGACAGGGCCUGGCUUUUAAAGAGAAUACCAAGAACUGUUAUGUACACAUACUUGCCAACCCUCCCAAUUUUCCCGGGAGACUCCUGAAAUGCAGUGCCCCUCUCGAAAAUCUCCCAGGGCAACCAUUGUCCCGAAUUUCUCCCAAUAUUGGGGGCGUGCCUUAAAGGCACUGCUUUUAGCGUCCUCUACAACCUGUUGUCACGUCCGCUUUUCCUCCAUACAAACAGCGUGCCGGCCCAGUCACGCAAUACAUGCGGCUUUAACACACACACAAGUGAAUGCAAAGCAUACUUGGUAAACAGCCAUACAGCUCACACUGAGGGUGGCCGUAUAAACAACUUUAACACUGUUCCAAAUAUGCGCCACACUGUGAACCCACACCAAACAAGAAUGACAAACACAUUUCGGGCGAACAGCCACACCGUAACACAACAGAACAAAUACUCAGAACCCCUUGCAGCACUAACUCUUCCGGGAAGCUACAAUAUACAUCCCCCUGCUACCACCAAACCUCGCCCCCUCAACCACGCCCACCCCCCAUCUCCUGAAUUCGGAGGUCUUAAAGUUGGCAAGUAUGUAUGUACAUGGUAUCAUAAAGUAUCAGUGUGGUCAUCUAACACAUUUCUAGUUAGUCUAGUGAUGUUGGCAGGAACAUUACUACUCUCAAGUCUUUUCACUGUCUCCAUAAUACUCUGCAAAACUACAAGAUUGCUAAAAUACCCUAUUUUCUGGACUAUAGAGUACAUAUUAGCCGCACCGGACUAAAAACCGAAGAAAUAUACUUUGUAAAAUUUGUUAUUUACGCAGCAAAAUUUUAGAAAUGUUUCUUUACAUAUUCAUUUUUUUAAAUGGCUGAUCAAACAAACCAGUAGUCAUCGUCAUGGACCCACUAGCUGCGCAAGCUAGCGCUCCAAUCAGCUAAACAGACUCAACAACCCCACGGCGACGUUUUGGAAGUUACCGACGAAUUUGUGAAACUGAAACACUACAAAAAGAAUGCCAUUGUAAGACACUUGUAAACGUGUUUGUAUUUUAGUUAAUGCUAACGACAUUAGCUUGAGUACGUUAUGACAGCACGUACAAAUGUACAUGAAAACACUCCUGUAGACAUCACACAUGGGACGGUUAAGUAAAAAUUGUUUUAGUUGUAUUGUAAAACUUACAUACGUUGCUUGGAGUGAUGAAUGAAGAAUACUUUCCAUCAGAAACGCUUCCGAUGGUUUUACUUCCGGUUUAAAGCAUUAAAACAGGAAGUACAUUUUCAACCCACAACACCUGAAGUGAGCAAACUCGUCCAAAUGAUGGUGCCAUUGCACAAACAAUAACAAACCAUUUCAGUUUAAUGAAAACCAUUGAACACAAAACAUUAUGGCCGUUAGCAAAGAAAAGUCCAUAAAUUUGCCGCACUGUUUAUAAACCGCUGGGUUCAAAGCGCAGGAAAAAAGUAGUGGAAUUUAUGGUAGUUGAUAAUUUAAGCAACAUUUGAUGAAUAUCAGCUUGUAGCGGACAUUUGUCAGUCAUCUGUCAUUGGUUGCUCAUUUCAGCCGCAUGGAUCCAAAAUUGUAAAAAGACUUACAGUAUUUCCUGUCUUCAGUGUUAGUUUUUGUCAACCUCUGAACCCUGCACACAAAAUCCACAGCGUACCUAUAAUAAGGGCUUAAAAAGUAGGCUUUGAGUUGUCAAAAUAAAGGAAAAGCAAGAAGUGACAGGCCAAUGUUCCCAAGUACAUAAGUACGGCAGAACGCAGUGCACUGAAGAAACAGUGUGCUGUAUUGCAAAAUGCAGCACUCCUACUUAUCUUGAUAGUUUCUUUAAAGAAGCACUCCUCCAAACAUAUGAACACAACAAUCAGGUGAAUACUUGUACUCAAAUAUACACGACAGUAGUCCUCAAUCAUGUUUUGUUUCAUUGACUUCAAUCUUUUACCAUCAGCAAGAGUGCAGGAGUUCCCUUGAGUGCCUAAACUGUUUUAUUUACGUCUGCUCGUCACGUCUUUCUUGACUUUCAUUAAUAAAAGUGAAAAUGCAAGUAUGUGUACAUUUCAGGGCCCCUGUCAUUUGUCUCAACAACUAAAUAAUACUAAGGUACCAGGUAAGGUAAGGUAACAUGGGUAAGGUAAGGUAACACGAGUAAGGUAGUGAAAAAGUGUUAGGCAACAUGGGUAAAGUAAGAUAACAUGGGUAAGGUAAAGAAACACGGGUAAGGUAAAGAAACACUGGUAAGGUACUGGGCAAAAGUAAGGUACCAAGGGUAAGGUAAGGAAAAACUGGUAAGGUUACAAUGGGUAAGGUAAGUUAACACGGGUAAGGUAAGGUAACAUGGGUAAAGUAAGGUUGCACAGGUAAUGUAAUGGGUAAGGUAAGACGAUGGAUGGAUCUUUGUCGUUGCAAUAAAAGUAAGGUAAGAAAACACUGGUAAGAUAACACAGGUAAAAUAAGGUUGCAACGGGUAAGUUAGGUAAGGCAACACGGGUAAAGUAAGGAUGCACGAGUAAUGUAAUGGGUAAGGUAAGACGAUGAAUGGAUGGAUCUUUGUCAUUGCAAUAAAGGCAACGUAAGGAAACACUGGUAAGGUAACACGGGUAUAGUAAGGUUGCAUGGAUAAUGUAAGGUAACAGGUAAGGUUACAAUGGGCAAGGUAAGGUUACACGGGUAAGGUAAGACGAUCAAUGGGCAAGGUAAGGUUACACGGGUAAGGUAAGACGAUAGAUGGAUCUUUGUAAUUGCAAUAAAGGUCAGGUAACAGAGGUUUGAUAAGGAAACACGGGUAAGAUCAGUUAAAACGAGUAAGGGACCGCGGGUGAAGUAAGGUUCCACUGGUAAGGUAAGACAAUGGCUGGAUCUUUGUCAUUGCAAAAAGGUAAGGAAGCACGGGAAAGGUAAGAUGAUGGAUGAAUCUUUCUCACUGCAAUAAAGGUCAGGUAACACUGGUAAGGUAAGGAAACACGGGAGAGAUAAGUUAACACGGGUGAGGUAAGGUUCCACGGGUAAGACGAUGGCUGGAUCUUUGUGAUUGCAAUAAAGGUAAGGAAGCACGGUAAAGGUAAGACGAUGGAUGAAUCUUUCUCACUGCAAUAAAGGUCAGGUAACACUGGUAAGGUAAGGAAACACGGGAGAGAUAAGUUAACACGGGUGAAGUAAGGUUCCACGGGUAAGACGAUGGCUGGAUCUUUGUGAUUGCAAUAAAGGUAAGGAAGCACGGUAAAGGUAAGACGAUGGAUGAAUCUUUCUCACUGCAAUAAAGGUCAGGUAUCACUGGUAAGGUAAGGAAACACGGGAGAGAUAAGUUAACACGGGUGAAGUAAGGUUCCACGGGUAAGACGAUGGCUGGAUCUUUGUCAUUGCAAAAACGUAAGGAAGCACGGGAAAGGUAAGACGAUGGAUGAAUCUUUCUCACUGCAAUAAAGGUCAGGUAACACUGGUAAGGUAAGGAAACACGGGAGAGAUAAGUUAACACGGGUGAAGUAAGGUUCCACGGGUAAGACGAUGGCUGGAUCUUUGUCAUUGCAAUAAAGGUAAGGAAGCACGGGUAAGAUAAGGUAACACGGCUGAAGUAAGGUUCCACGGGUAAGGUAAGACGAUGGCUGGAUCUUUGUGAUUGCAAUAAAAUUAAGGAAGCACGGGAAAGGUAAGUCGAUGAAUGGAUGGAUCUUUAUUGCCAUUGCAAUAAAUUAAGGUAAUAUGGGAGAAGUAAGGUUCCACGGGUAAGCAAGGUUACAUGGAUACAUACCAUGAAUUGAUUUACGUGGACCCUGACUUAAACAAGUUGAUAAACUUAUUCGGGUGUUACCAUUUAGUGGUCAAUUUUACGGAAUAUGUACUGUACUGUGCAAUCUACUAAUAAAAGUUUCAAUCAAUCAAUGGGUAAGGUAAGGAAACACGAGCAAUGUAAGGCAACACUGCCACCAUGUGGACAUGUACUGUAGUAAAUUACAUUGCCUUGAAACCUUUGACUUCACUUUAUAUUAUAUUAUCUAUAGUUCAAUACGUCUAAAUUUUUGUACAUGAUUGUUGUUUCACACAUCAUUUUUUUCACAUCUUUUGCCAGAUUUGGAGCGACUUAAAAAAAGAUUGAAUCCAUCUACCGAAUCUUUUGUAUUAGCAAUUUUCCUUUCAUUGUUCAUAAAAACAUCAGGGUAAUGUGGGAUUGUAGUAAUACAAUUUAUUAUAUUACAUAUAAGUUUAAUACUAUUGUAUAAUAAUCCACUGCUUUGUUAUUGUAUUCCCCUUCUUUAUUUUGUCAUCAUUUUCAGUAGUAUAUGUAUGGCCAUUGAAAAUUACCCAAGCAUCACAGUAUUGUAUUAAAAGUAUGCAUUUCAGCAAGUUGAAUUAAAAAGAAAAAUAACAAAUAAUGUAAAAACAAAAAUCUGAAUUUUGAAAAAAAAAAAAACAAGUUCAGUACCUGUAAAA
This is a messenger RNA of Nerophis ophidion (straightnose pipefish), 5692 nucleotides long. It is a transcript of the gene cnih4, whose product is annotated as cornichon family AMPA receptor auxiliary protein 4. Gene Ontology annotation, biological process: endoplasmic reticulum to Golgi vesicle-mediated transport. Bases 42 to 461 code for a protein of 139 amino acids. NCBI's taxonomy places the organism in Eukaryota, Metazoa, Chordata, Actinopteri, Syngnathiformes, Syngnathidae. Gene Ontology annotation, cellular component: COPII-coated ER to Golgi transport vesicle; endoplasmic reticulum membrane. The transcript is spliced from 5 exons. The record is from RefSeq and is a predicted model, not a curated record.